AUGUUGCCAAAGACGACAUGUAUUCUUAUUUUGCAGGGUAAAGAGAAGGGUAUUCUCAAACUAGAACCCCGCCCUCGGGUCGUAGUCGACACUAAAUCGGAACUAACCCCACAGGGCUCCUGUGAUCGGCCACCGACAUCCCCGCAACCUUCGGUAGACCGCCUGUCAGUGACCUGGGCCGAACCGGGAAGCAUGACUUCAUCAGGGGUCAAUUUAUUCCAUCUUCCUUCUGAAACACCGAUCAGCAAUGAGGUUAAAUUUUCACCCGCAGCGGGAGAUUUAUCGGAUGAUGAGGACUACUCGGCCAGCUUAAGCGUUGUGUUGCGGCAAAGACGUGCUAGUGUCCGUCGUUCUCGAAAAGGUAGAAGCAGACGACCCUCUUCCCCAUUUCUACCGGAUGAGAAUCGAUCUAGAAGACGUUCGUCUAUCUUCACUACGAGCUCUGGCGACACAGCAAUUUCUAUUGAUGAAGCACCACUGGUGACGCAAGAGCAAAUCUUUGAAAACAUUCAUCUUCACAAGGAAGUCCUUGGCUCAGUGAAACAACAACCUCUUGGAAUGCGCCGAAAGCUAAAGAUUGUUCAUCAGGCUAAAGGUUACAUAAAACGUCAUGAAGGGCAGCUUCAAGAACGGCUAGCGCAAUCAAAAAGCACACGAGACAUCUACGCUCGUUUUAACAUUCUAAUAGCUACGAAAUGGCAGCAACUAAAGCGCGAGGCAGCCAAUACAUCCAACCUGCUUAUACCCUGGGAACUACGCAUCAAGGAAAUCGAAUCGCAUUUCGGAUCAGUUGUAGCCUCCUAUUUCACUUUUCUGAGGUGGCUGUUUUGGGUUAACUUGGUCAUCGCCUUUAUUUUACUUGUGUUCGUCAUCGUACCUGAGUAUCUCACAGCGAAUCCAUUACAAGAUGGGGAAAGAAAAAUCAUAAUGGAAGAAGAGCGACCAAAUUCUACGAAACUGCUCACAGUUUGGGAGUUUGAAGGGGUGUUAAAGUAUUCUCCUAUUUUCUACGGCUAUUAUAGUAAUGUCGAAAGACCAGAAUAUCGAAUGCCGCUUGCUUAUUUCCUUACAGGCUUGGUGGUGUACAUUUAUAGUUUCGUCGCCAUAUUGAGGAAAAUGGCAGAAAAUUCACGCAUGUCAAAAUUGUCAGAAAAGGAAGACGAAUGUAUAUUUUCUUGGAAACUAUUUACAGGCUGGGAUUUCAUGAUAGGCAAUACGGAAACAGCUCAUAACCGUAUUGCUUCAAUUAUUCUAAGUUUUAAGGAAGCUUUAUUAGAAGAAGCUGAAAAAAAGAAAGAUUUAAGGAAUUGGCGUAUUAUUUCAUUGCGAGCACUGGUAAAUAUUUGCGUCAUUAUUCUACUUGGAGUAUCUGCAUAUGCAGUAGUAACAGUGGUGUCUCGCUCUGAUGAUAACUCUAAAUCUCACAGUUGGUGGCGAGAGAAUGAAACUACUAUCGUAGUGACUGUAAUCUCAAUCACGUUUCCAGUCUUUUUUGAGCUCCUUGGCUUUUUAGAACAUUACCAUCCCAGAAAACAAUUGAGACUCCAACUUGCAAGAAUUAUGUUGCUAAACUUGCUCAACUUAUAUUCCCUAAUAUUCGCCCUAUUUAGUAAAAUUGAAGGAAUGAGCAAAGAGUUAGAUUCACUACAGCCUACUCUAAAUAUGAACGCAUCUGCUGUUCCUGAAAAUGCAUUAGAUUUAAGUGAAUCCUUAAUAAAAAGUGUACCAACAUCGUGUUAUGAAAUUGCUAUACCAUGUUUACCUUGCCAUUUGCUGACAUCGUCACAGCAAUUUUCUAAAAGUACUUUAAAUGCAACACCAGAAAUUCCUUUUACUAUAAAUAGGGCUACAACUAAAACACCUUUUACAGUUAACCAAAAUCAUAAUCUAGAAAUACCUCAAAACUUGAAAAAAUACGACAAAAAUGAAACAUAUACAGUAGGCGAAGAAGUACCUACUCCAAAUAGUAUUUUGCUUACAAUAAAAGAACUUGCCCGGCUUAGAAACAUAAGCAGUAUACCGGGAAAUACUACAGAAUCAGAUGAAACUAUGGCAGAUAUUUAUGACUAUGACACUGAUGUUGAAUACUAUGAAACAACUGCAGCUGAUGUAACAACCUCAAGUACUUUUGCAAUGAAUAAUACAUCAGCUGAAUACACAGAAGAAUACCCAAACAUCACGGAACAACUUAAUAUAAUUAAUAAUUCCUAUUUUUCGAAAAUAACCAUUUUAAGUAGCCCUUCCUAUGAAUUAUCUUUAAGUACUGAUACAAAUAAUGACACAGAUAUUAAGUCAACGACUGAAAUUAUAUAUGAGGAUAAAAGUUUUAAAACAAGUGAGGGUUCCUCAGCAGCUACAUAUGAAAGUAUUCUAUCUCAAUCGGAAACUUAUACUAAAAUUACAGUUCUUGACACAACUGAAGCUACAGUAGAAGAAACGAGUUUAAAAAUUGUACUUAGUAAUACUUCAAAUGAACACAAUAAUGUAUCAACAACUACAAAUAAUCCAUUCAGCGAAGAAAACUUCGAUACGUCAGAUUUCAACGACAAUAUACAUUUCUUCGAGAGUACAACCAGCCUUAAUACAGAUUGGCUAGAAAUAGAUAAUAUGAGCACAAUCGCGACAGAUUUUUUGACUAGCUCGUAUAUUAACGAUUUGACGAUAUGCCCAAAUAUUACGUUCAAUUGGUCUGUUAACUGUGGUGAAAAGAAUAUAACCCAAGUUUUUUUUCUGUUUAAUUGCUCUAUAACUGAAAUUAAAUGCUACAUAAAUGAAUGUGAUAUAUCAGUAAUACGCAAAGAUACAAAUAAGCGCCAAAUAAAUACGACUGCUGUUGAUAUCGUAUACUUUGAUCAAAAUAACAGAAAGAUGUAUAAUCUAACAAAAGCUACUCGAAAGAAAUUAUUAAAACUUUGUUGGGAAACCAUGUUUGGACAAGAGUUAGUAAAAUUGACCGUGAUGGAUUUGGUAUUUGUUUUAUUAGGUACUUUAUUUAUGGACUUUUUUCGAGCUUUAUUCGUGAGGUAUAUGAACCGUUGUUGGUGCUGGGAUUUGGAGAAAAAGUUUCCUGAAUACGGUGAUUUCAAAAUUGCAGAAAGCAUUUUACAUCUUAUAAAUAAUCAAGGAAUGGUUUGGAUGGGAAUGUUUUUUUCGCCUGGUCUUGUUGUACUUAAUGUUUUCAAAUUAAUGAUUAUGAUGUAUUUGAGAUCUUGGGCUGUUAUGACGUGCAAUGUCCCACAUGAGGUUGUUUUUAGAGUAUCCAAAAGUAAUAACUUUUACUUAGCUUUGUUACUAACCAUGUUAUUUUUAUGCGUGUUACCUGUUGGAUACACUAUCGUUUGGGUAAAGCCUUCAUGGCAUUGUGGACCAUUCUCAGAAUAUGAAAAAAUAUAUCAAAUAUUGACAAAUAACAUUUAUAAAAUACUACCAAGAAGUCUUAACUUUGCGCUUGAAUAUAUUGCAUCACCUGCAAUUGUUAUUCCAUUGUUGGUCCUGUUGAUACUGAUUAUAUAUUACCUAACAUCACUAACUAAUUCUUUAAGAGAAGCUAAUAACGAUUUAAAGAUUCAGUUACGUCGCGAACGAACGGAAGAAAGGAGGAAAAUGUUUCAACUAGCUGAUACCAGAAGACGUGGAGGGCCUUCUGAUAUGGAUAGUACACCUUUUUCACGUUGGAAAAAAGCCUUACCAUCACUUCCUAUGAGCAAAUCUAUCGAUUCAGAAGAUCGAAAAACUAUAGCACCAGAUGAAAUGAAAGAUAACCCAAAGAUCACAAAAAAGCAAGGUGGAAUAUUCGCAAAAAUUGUUGGCCUAGCCCUUGAUAAAAAGCCAAUAAUAAAAGCAGAAACAUCAGAACUGCCAUUGCCACGAACUGUCGAUGAUGAAACAGACACCGAAUUUCAUGAAAAUUUACCAAAAGAAAUAUUAAAAAUCAAGGAUAUUACUGUCGUCAAAAUGGCAGAUCAUAAGAAAAAGUCUAAUGUAGAAUUCAAACCCAGUGACAGCGGGUUAGCAAAACAAAGAACUGAACCAGUUAAAAUAAAAAUAGAAAAGAAGGCUAUCUUAGAGAAGUUUAAAAAAGAUAAAAUCAUUGAAGAAGAUACCUCCUCUUUAUCAUAUAAGACAGCGAACAAAGAAAUAACUGAAAAAAACUAUGAAACUCUUGAAAAAAAAAUCAACAAAAAGCAGACAUCAGAAUCAAGCACUCAGUCAAAGCAAUCAGAUUCAAUUAGUUCCGUAAUACCUGUUAUAACUAUUAGUACAACAGAAAGUGAUGAUGAAAUUUUGCAACCACCGAGAAUAUCAGAGGAGGCCAAUAGUAAAAAAAGUGAAUAUCAAACUAAGAAGGAAGACCUUGCAAAAAAAUCUAAACGACAUACUUCCGAUUUAAAGUCACUUCGUAGACAAAGCAGCGUGGAUAGCAUCAAUGAUAACAAAGCACAUAAAGGGAAAAUGUCAGAAGAUGGACAUAAAUAUCAAUAUUCCUUGUGA
Molecule: messenger RNA, 4491 nt
Organism: Parnassius mnemosyne (clouded apollo)
Lineage: Eukaryota; Metazoa; Arthropoda; Insecta; Lepidoptera; Papilionidae
Source: the annotation of a GenBank genome assembly